Coffea arabica (coffee) is the source of this 1448-nucleotide messenger RNA. Its product is annotated as GDSL esterase/lipase APG. Gene Ontology annotation, molecular function: hydrolase activity, acting on ester bonds. The record is from RefSeq and is a predicted model, not a curated record. Lineage: Eukaryota; Viridiplantae; Streptophyta; Magnoliopsida; Gentianales; Rubiaceae. Gene Ontology annotation, cellular component: apoplast.
AUUCUUAGGCACCAUUCAGUGCUGCCCAACCUCUCAUCUUCCCUCCUCAAUGCAGCAUUAAGUGAACUGGGGCACCCUCUCUUUUCUCCUCUUAUUUGGUCUCAAUUGUCGACCUGCACAAUUAGAUGAAGCCUUCUAGUUCAAGACAAACCUUUUCAAGAAAAGAAAAUGGGCGUCAAAACAAAAGAAGCAUUAGCUUUCAUAUUUGCAUCACUGGCCUCCGCCAUGAUUGUAGUUGCCAAACCCCUUGUUCCCGCACUGAUAAUUUUUGGCGACUCGGACGUGGAUGUCGGGAAUAACAACCACCUAUCAACCUUUUUCAAAGCCAAUUUUGCACCUUAUGGGAGGGAUUUUGCCAGUCAUCAAGCCACUGGAAGGUUCUGCAACGGAAAGCUAGUUACUGAUUUUACAGCUGAUACUCUGGGCUUCACUUUCUAUCCGCCAGCAUAUCUUAGCCCCCAUGCAUCAGGGAAGAGCCUUCUCAUUGGAGCCAACUUUGGUUCUGCUGGAUCUGGCUACGAUGAAAAAACUGCCUCCAUAAAUCAAGCUAUAUCAUUGCGGCGGCAAUUCCAAUAUUUCAAGGAGUAUAAAAGCAAGCUAGAAAAAUCAGCAGGCACCAGAAAAGCAGCAUCGAUCAUCGGGGAUGCUCUGUAUAUUUUGGGCACUGGUAGCGGUGACUUUUUACAAAAUUAUUACUUCCAUCCUGCACUUAACAAAGUCUACACCCCUGCUCAGUACUCUUCCUACCUGGUCGGCAUACUCUCCAACUUCGUCAAGGAAUUGUAUGGGUUGGGAGCCAGGAGAAUUGGAGUGACUUCAUUACCGCCACUGGGUUGCCUCCCAGCAGCCAGAACUUUAUUUGGAUCCACCCGCCAGAGUGGAUGCGUUGCUCAUCUCAACACUGAUGCCCAAGGAUUCAAUCAAAAGCUCAACUCCACCGCAAUCCAGCUUCAGAAGCGGCUUCCAGGCCUCAAAUUAGCUGUCUUCGACAUUUUCAAGCCCCUCUACGACGCUGUCAAAUCUCCUUCAGAUUAUGGUUUUAAAGAAGCAACCAGAAGUUGUUGCAGUACAGGGACAGUUGGGAAAACUGUAUUCUUGUGCCGUUCAAGAUCAUCACGAAGCUGUAGCAACGCAACCCAAUAUGUAUUUUGGGAUGGGGUACAUCCUUCUGAGGCAGCUAAUCAGCUUCUUGCCGAUUCAGUACUCUUACAAGGCAUCAGCCUGAUAGGAUGAGUUCCAACUUUUCUUUGACUAGGUGCAUUUGCGAACUCUACCAAAGAAAAAGGACGGGGAAAAAAAAAAAGAAAGAAAAAAGGGUGCAUCUGUAAGAGCUAGGCCUGUCAUAAAAUUUUGUUUUCCCACUUUUUCUGUAUUCCGAUUGCCAGUGGAUUCUGCUGUACUUUCAAUGACGUCUCUAUAUUCCAAGUACGUGCCUUAAUUUUGAUAAA